Messenger RNA from Theobroma umbraticum, 1153 nucleotides. RefSeq names its product pyridoxine biosynthesis 2 (gene PDX2). Gene Ontology annotation, cellular component: cytosol; glutaminase complex. Gene Ontology annotation, biological process: pyridoxal 5'-phosphate biosynthetic process; pyridoxine metabolic process. NCBI's taxonomy places the organism in Eukaryota, Viridiplantae, Streptophyta, Magnoliopsida, Malvales, Malvaceae. Gene Ontology annotation, molecular function: glutaminase activity. The record is from RefSeq and is a predicted model, not a curated record.
UUAUGGACUGGCAAGUGGCAAUUAUCUUACAAUACGAUUGGUUAACUUUUCGGCGGCUGAAAAAUAUUAAAAUCCCAAACAAUAAACAGGCAGCAAAGCAAGACAGAAGCAAAGAGUUCCAUUGCUCGACGUCUCUCUUCCUCUAGUCGACUGGAAUACUGAAGCAUGGCCGUCGUCGGAGUAUUGGCUUUACAGGGAUCCUUCAACGAACACAUAGCAGCUCUUAAGAGGCUGGGAGUGAAAGGAGUGGAGGUAAGGAAGCCAGAGCAGCUUCAGAAUAUCAGCUCUCUUAUCAUUCCUGGUGGAGAGAGCACCACCAUGGCUAAGCUUGCUGAGUUUCACAAUCUUUUUCCAGCUCUGCGUGAGUUUGUUCGAAUGGGGAAGCCAGUUUGGGGAACUUGUGCGGGUCUUAUAUUUUUGGCAAACAAAGCUGUUGGACAGAAAGAAGGAGGACAGGAAUUAGUUGGGGGCCUGGAUUGCACUGUCCAUAGAAAUUACUUUGGCAGUCAGAUCCAAAGCUUUGAGGCAGAGCUUUUAGUACCAGAACUUGCAUCCAGAGAAGGUGGCCCUGAGACAUUUCCUGGUGUUUUUAUACGUGCUCCUGCAGUUGUCGAAGUGGGGCCAGAUGUUGAAGUGCUGGCUGAUUAUCCUAUUCCAUCUAAUAAAGUGCUAUACUCUAGUUCAGCUGUUGAAUUCCAAGAGGAGAAUGCUGUGCCUGAAAAGAAAGUGAUAGUUGCCAUAAAACAAGGAAACUUGCUAGGGACUGCUUUCCACCCUGAGUUGACUGCAGACACUAGAUGGCAUAGCUACUUUCUAAAGAUGGCUCGUGAAUAUGGAGAGGGGACCUCAAAUACCAGUGUUGCAGUCAGCGGAGCGGAUCUAAGUUCUGACAAACAAACAAGAUAUGAUCUUCCUAUAUUUCGAUAAUCUAAGUGGCAAUGAGAUUAUUUUAGUCUUUCUCAGUGUUUUUUUUCUUUCCUUUUCUUCCUGUUUUAUUUUCUCCUCAUCAAUUAUAGUGUUUGUGGAUGUUCAAUAUCUUUCAAAAGGUUAGUCUUUCAAUUUGACAAAGUAUUCUUUUUAGGUGAUAUAUGGUUUUGAGACAGGUAAAGAGUUUGCUUUCUAUAUGGUAAAUAUAAUUUAAACUUACUUUUCA